AUUUAAUACUGUUUCAUUCGGUUUGUGUACAUAAUGAGUAAUUUAAAUAUUGUAGCUAACUUUAACUCCAAUGGUUGGGGUCCAGACGAGGAAGAUGACCAGACCAUCAACACCUGCUUACAUACAAUUAACAAAUUCCCAUUUGACCCUAAACUUAAAUUGGAUAAGCAAAUACAUAUUUGUGACUUUACGUUUAGCACAUACCAGAGAAAUGCCAGGGAAGGAAAUAGACUAAACAGGGUUAAUUCCACUUCAAUGGAUGAAGAGUUACAGUUCCAGACAGUAGAUAGCAGAACUAUUGUGAAAAUAAAACCGACUACUCAUUAUAAGAAGAAGACUCCAAUAAAACAGACCACCCAAGCUUUUAACCAGAAGGUUAUGGAAGAGGAACAGCUUCAAUUUUCAAAACAAAAGCAAUAUCCUGAUCUUCGUCGUCAGAAGUAUAUUGCAAAGAAUAGAUCUUUGAGGUUGCCCACAAGGUAUCACCCGUUGAACGAAUGGAGUAUUGAACCGACACCGGCAUGGAAUGUAGUGGCUGAGAUUCCAUUCAAUAUUCUAUUGAAACAGGAAAUGGAUAGUUCGCAAGUCACAGUUGAAGACCUAUUUUGGCGUGGCAAACUUGGAAUCUAUGAUAGGAAAAUGGACCAAAUAACCCCGAAAAAUGAAGUGUACCUGCUACACUUAUCAAAUUCAUACGAUUACUACUGGACUUCUACACACGAUGACGACUGCAUUGCAGAUGUUUUGUUAGAAACGUAUAAAACAUCGCCUUCAAAACCACUUGAAUCUGAAUAUCAAAAUGGUGUGGAGGGAGAAGAUGAAUUUGAUUCUGGGGAUAAGAAGCAGGCAGGAAACAUGCCACUUCAAGGAGAUUCAGCAAGUUAUGACCAGGCAAUGAAGGUUGAAAGAGAUCUGUUAAGGUAUGACAAGAUUGUUUUGGCAGCAACUGACCAAAUAUUGUCAGUUUUGAUGACGGCAGGUAGAUCCAAGCAUUCCUGGCAUUUAAACGUAACUAAAAUUGAAAACCAGAUCAUAAUUGAUAAGGCAAACGGGUCAAUUAUUGAUAUGUUAACAGUGAAUGAAACAGCUCCAGAUCCACCCCAGCCAGAUUGUGAAAUUAAGAUUAACAGGCCGUCAUCGUUAAGGUAUGAAGCUGUAAAAGUUAACCAAAACUUGAGACAACAGGUUCUUUUACAGGAUGAAUAUUCUGAAACUUUCUUAGACCCUCCAUUUGUAGAGGAAUCUGACAACCCAGCGACAAUAGCUUACAGGUACAGAAAGUUUACACUGCCGGGAACGCCAAAUGCAACUAACUUUGAAAAGCUUCCAAUUCUGGUAAUAACUCGCUGUGAAGUUCACGCAAAGCUCCAAGGAACGGAUACUUACACCUACGUUUGCGCACUCAACGAGUGUCCAAACAAGAAUAACAAGUCUUGGAGGUCACAAAUUGAAACUCAGAAGGGAGCUCUUCUAGCAAAUGAGAUAAGAAAUAAUACCACAAAGCUCCAGAGAUUUGUUGCUUGUGCUAACAUGGCUGGGUGUGGAGUGUUUAAACUAGCCUACGUAACAAGAAGGAGUCCCAAUGAUGCUGAAAAUCACUCAAUCAUCGGAAUUCAUACACAUACAACACAAAAUUUGGCACUCCAGAUGGGAUUCAGCCUAGAUAACGCUUGGGGGUCAAUAAAGGCCAUUGUUCACCUCGUUAUGAGGAGACCAGAUGGACAGUACGUUCUACUAAAGGAUCCAAUGAAGCCUAUUAUAAGACUCUAUUCAGUGUCGGAGGAAGAAGAAGUGAAUUCAGCUCAGCCUCAAGAAUCUAAAUAAUUCACUUAAAUAUUAAAAUAUUCUUCUUUUAAUA
Theileria parva strain Muguga is the source of this 1858-nucleotide messenger RNA. RefSeq names its product Eukaryotic translation initiation factor 3 subunit 7 (eIF-3) family protein (gene TIF3D1). Bases 34 to 1824 code for a protein of 596 amino acids. Gene Ontology annotation, cellular component: eukaryotic translation initiation factor 3 complex; cytoplasm. NCBI's taxonomy places the organism in Eukaryota, Apicomplexa, Aconoidasida, Piroplasmida, Theileriidae. Gene Ontology annotation, biological process: translational initiation. The record is from RefSeq and is a predicted model, not a curated record. The transcript has 3 exons. Gene Ontology annotation, molecular function: translation initiation factor activity.